This is a messenger RNA of Rhopilema esculentum, 2726 nucleotides long. RefSeq names its product jumonji C domain-containing protein 5. The record is from RefSeq and is a predicted model, not a curated record. Gene Ontology annotation, molecular function: calcium ion binding. NCBI's taxonomy places the organism in Eukaryota, Metazoa, Cnidaria, Scyphozoa, Rhizostomeae, Rhizostomatidae.
GGAGGUCGCGCGUGGAUGCAUCAGGAUAAAGCGGAAGUUUUUCUUCUGGCCCUUGGCUUCUGGCCUUGCAGCAACAAAGUUUUAAAGGGGGAUCUAGGCAGCACAGAAAUGACGAUGCAGUGCCGUUCAAUUUUGCUAAAAGUUAUAUCAAUUUUUGGGGUAGUCUCCAGUUUAUCAAUUCAUGAUCCACGCUUGUCGCCAGGUCAUAUGAAGCCGCUCGGAACAGGAAGGCCUAAGUUUCCAGUGGAGGCCCUUACGGCCUAUCCAAGCCCUCAAGAAUUUUUUGACAAUUAUGUUGACAAGAAAAGACCCUUUAUAAUUUAUGGUGCUGCAAAGUCAUCACCAGCAUUCACAAAAUGGACUCAUGCAUAUUUCAAAGGAAAUCCUGAAAUCGCAAACAUGCAUGUUUCUGUUGAUAAGGACAAAAAAGAACUCAAUAACAUAUCAGACUACAGACAUAUGAAAUUUGGAAAGUUCCUUGAUAGAUUUCAGAGUGAAGAGAUGUACUUAGUUGAUGGGGUGAAGAAACAGCUGCAAGUUGAUAUUUUACUGCCUUCACCUCUUCGAUGCAAGGAAACAAGAGAGCAUUUGAAAGACACAGCAAUCUGGUACAGUAGUGGUGGCACAAAAUCUCUGUUUUCAUUGACAUUCCGUGAUGAAAUAGUUUGUGUAUUACGUGGCAGAAAUGAAUAUUUAAUGGUGCCUUACAUGAAUUACAGAGAUCGAUUCACGGAAAUCAAAGAUGAAGCAGGAAUCCGUGGCAUUGAUGUCGAUAGUGUCGAUUUUGGCAAGUAUCCUCAAAUGGAGGACAUUGAGUGGAUGUCUGCAACUCUAGAUGAAGGCGACUGUAUGUAUCUUCCAUAUAAAUGGGCAAAUCAAAUAAACUCAUUUGCUGGCAAGACUAAGGAGAGUCUUUUCAUCACGUUUUCUUUCAACCAUGUGCACGAUCAUAAACCAAAACAAUGCUCCAUUGAUCCAAGCGAGGCAACACUGGACAAGUAUCAGUUCUCUCAUUUGGAAGAUGAAGAAAAGGCGCGAAAGGAGGCCGACUUGAUUAGAAAGCACAAACAUGGGAAUCAAACUAAUGCGCAUAACCACGACGCGGAGGAGGAGGAUGACGAUCAUCACCAUGAUGGGGAGAGUGAAGAUGAGAGCAAUGAAGAUGAAGGAUUGUUGUAUUUAAAUAAAUUCAAAUCUUUCCUGAAGAAACGAGAGAGCAAAACAGUGAAUUUUCAGCAAUUUAUACAAGAUAUAAAGGCUUCAGAUAUUUUUGAUGAAGAUUUAGCUCCUUUCAGUUUGCCUAACUCGUUUGAAAAAAUAACACGUGAGAUUUUCGAUAUAGUGGACGUUGAUAAGGAUAGCUUGCUUUCCUAUAACGAUUUCAAGGCCAUUAGGAACAGCAAAAGGUUUCAGGAAAUUCUUAGUGACUUGGACUGGAAAGUGCGCAAUUGGAGUGGCUAUCUUGACGAUUAUUUGGAAUCACAUCACCAUGGCAAAUCUAAUGAGCAAUUUGAUGUAGAGAGAAAAGCAAGGGAACUUAGAAAAAAGCUAAGUGUUCAUGAUCCUAUGGAGCUGUAGUUUAAUCUUCAGUUGAGUUUUUUUAAACGGAAAACAAUUUUUGUACGACAUUUCUAGACGAAUUUUAAUGUGAAUUUUUACGCAAUUUAGGUUUUUCAAGGUGCCUAUAUCGUUUUUCAUCUAAGCACAUUUUGGUCAAAUUGCACACCAAAAUUUUUUAUAUAUCAUACACAUCAUGGGUUGCUAUUAAUACUCACUGAUACUUCACGCUCUUUCAUUGGUCCACCUCAAAGCUUUGGGCCUGAAAGUUGAAUUCCAACAAUUAUUUGCGAUCGUUAGAAUUGGUUUCAGAAAGGGAUGUACCCUUCAGCAGUUUAAUCUUAAAAUUUUAGGAGAAGAUAAAUUUGGCAGUUUCUGGACUACAAAGGUUUUAAACUCGGUAAUUCAAUUGAAAAUUGAGACAACUGCAAAUGAAUUUAUUUUUAAAAGUGGCCUAGAAAGUAUUGCCAACAUUCAAGACCUCAAAAUUCUCUGGUCGUUUAUGACUCCUUUUUAGAAAUCUGACCUGCACCAAUACGUACACGAAGGUGCUUCUCAACAGGGGUCACAGACAAAAUGAAUUUGCUUUUAAGAUUUACCAAUGCCGAUAGGAACUUUUUAGUUUUUUGGUAAACUCAACCGAUGAUCGCAUAAGACAUAACUCAGAUAUAAAGCACGUCAUGCUAAUAAAGCUCUUUUGAAAACCACGUUUGUCAUAUCUGGUCCUAAAUUGUGAGGAAUACUAUUUUGUAUGUUGAUGACUUCAUAGAAGGUUUGUCUGCAUCUAAUUUGAAGAUACGGUGGACGGUUGCCAUGCUUUUGAUGAAGAACAGUGCCUAUCGAGACUGAAUCGCUAACAACCCUCAUUGCUCCUGACUAACCACAACUCGUUGCUCAAAUCUUACCAAGGUCAUCCACCAUAAACUAAUGUCAAGGACGUAAAACGUUGCUUCUGAAACUCAUGUGGUUUUUCCAUUUGUAGCGAUCAAUCUUGUAGACUUUAGCCGUAGGAUUGCUAGCUUCUCACAACAUCAAUUAGUAGUAAGCUGUUUGUUAUAAGAACGUAUUUAAUUAAUUGUAGCUAUCUUCCGACUUUUUCAGCUAUUUUUGUACGCUUUAUGUAAGAUAUGUAAGGUACCAUGCUUGUGAAUGUUAGCUUAUGUUGGUCA